Messenger RNA from Kluyveromyces marxianus DMKU3-1042, 2229 nucleotides. RefSeq names its product Hpr1p (gene HPR1). The record is from RefSeq and is a predicted model, not a curated record. Lineage: Eukaryota; Fungi; Ascomycota; Saccharomycetes; Saccharomycetales; Saccharomycetaceae. The transcript has a single exon. The coding region runs from base 1 to 2229 and encodes 742 amino acids.
AUGGAUGACUUAGAGGCUUCAAUUGCUCAGAUUAUAGACCAAACGCAGGCUACGCUGUUUGAGAAUCCAGAAUUGAGCAUAAAUGAUGAUAUAUUGACGAUACCUUUGGGAGUAGACUCGUUUCCUGAAAAGCUUUUGUCAGGCGAGUUUUCGGAAGAUGGUGCGACGUCAUUGAAUAGGAAAGAGUUGAUAUUGAAGAAAAUAUUGGGUGAUGUGGUUUCUGGGACCGGAGAAAAUAGUGUCCAGAAAGUGUGCUUGUUGCUGGACCUUUGUUACCAUUUAAAAUGUAGAAGUGAGGAUGAAACGGAAUCCAAAAUGUGGGCUAGUCUCUUUUUUGAUUUAACAGCUACAUGCAUACUGACGCUACCGUUCCCACAUGAAUUGGGGAAUUUCUACUUGUAUCUUAAUUCAAGACUCCCAUGGUACUUGGAAGGGUUAUCUAAGGAGCCGGUACCAGUAGGGGAAACGAAUUUGAAAAUGGGAAUUAGGCCUCCUGCGGCCAAACUUUUCUUCAGUAUCGAUACGCUUUUGAAAAACCUAAAUUCACAUUCGCUAUUCUUAACUCCAGCCCACUUUGAUCUUGUCCAUAGAUUGCUAUGGUGGAUCUCGCAAGUAAUCCCAAUAAACGAUAAUUGUAACAUUAAUAAAAGAGCUAAAAUAAUGGAAGACUACCCAGAGUCUUUUUGGGCUCCACAUUUACCUGCUUUGGGUAGUUCUGCGACGAUUCUUUCCGAUUGGGUAAGUAUCUGCGACGAUUGGUUUUUACAUCCGUUACACUGGGUCUUCUCGCAUCCUAGAGAUAAAUUGAGCAUUGAGCCCAUUCUUCAUAGGUUUUUGGAUGAAGUACUAUCGUUUGAAUCUGAUUUCUACAAAAUGGUGAAAAACAAGAAGGAAAAAAAUGCCAAACAACAAGCGGCUGUAAAUGGGAAAGAAUACUACUCAUUGAAUUUCAUCAAUGGGGACUUUGGCAAAAUCAAGGAUUCAAGAGAUUCUAUAUCAGAAUCUAAGAUAGAGUUCUGGAAGUACUUCAACUCAGUUGCCGAAAAGAAUGAGAAUGUGAUCCAACUCUUACCGUUGGAGCUCGACUUAUUCGACCUAAAGGCCUUCCAGGACAGAAUUGAAGCAUUUGAAUAUGGGUAUUUCCGGAAACUAGUCAUCAUUCAAAUAUUCUUGACAGUCUCGUUGUUCCAUGAGAUUAUUUCGGAUUCCACUCUAGCUCAUUACUGUGGCAAGAUUUUCAACCAGACAGUGACAACUCAUUCUACCAAGAUGCGAGUGGAAUAUGGUGAUAAUACCCUGAAUAAGAACGAGAAACCGUUAAAAUUUUUAUCAGCAAAGAAGCAUAGAAUCCUUACAUUCUACCAAACCAAUGAUACACCAUUCUAUGAGUUGUUGAAGAGUAUAGUCAACAAUGAAGUAGAAACCCUAAAGCAGAAGGUGGGUGACUAUGCAGAUAUGAAGGAUAUACAUUGGUCGUCUGCUGCUUUAAGCAAACCAGUGAUAAAUGACUCUUUUAAGAAAUUCGGCUGGAUAAAGCUUGGAAAUAAAAAGCUCGAUAGUUUAUGGAAGGUUCCUUCAGGCCUUGAAUUGGCCAAGAAGUUCUCGGAGUCCAACGGUAAAAAUCCAUCAGAAUUAUACAAAUCUAUCGUUAGUGGAUAUAAGGAGAACUCAGAACUAGAAAACAACGAUAGUGUAAACGUAAAACAAUGGCAGGCUUUAAGAUCGUUGAGGUCAGAAUAUUUGUUUGAAUUUAACAAGGUAAGCGAAAAGACUACUUUGAACGGGUUUGCCGACGAGACUUUGGUAACGAAAGAUAUUGAAUCCAAGAAAGAAAUUUUGGCAAACAGAGCUCAAAAGAAGAAGAACAUACACACUCAAGCUGUUGCUGAAGCUGAACAAUAUUUCAAAGAUAUCGAACAGAAGAGAAGAGACUUACUAGAGGCCAAGAUUAAAAGCCAAAGAGAAGCACUAGAAAGCUCUAAAACAGAGAAUACCUCUAGCGCCGAUACAGGAACAGAAAACAAGACCGACGCUCCUAAGAGAGAGCUAGAAGGAGAACCCUCAGAGUCUCAGGAAGAUUCUUCCCCAAAAAAGAGAAAGAUCAAUCCGGAGACGUCUCCAGAGACUCCAGAAGUUGCAACAGAUGGUGCUGAACCUACAAAAGUUCCAGAAACUACAGACAAUUCCGAUGCUGUAGAAAACUCAGAAGCACCAGAAGCAGCUGCUUAG